AACCCUCUCGUGUUUUUAUAGUAUAGUGACGAGUUGCCCUUUCACCUUGUGAUAAGCUUCGCUCAGUCCUGAAAUGGCUGCUGCACGGACAGUUGCGUUACUUUUGUCCCUCUUCCAUCUAGGCACGUGUUUAUCCUUCAACGUAACAACCUGCGAUUCAGGAUGUGUGAGAGCGCGCAGGGAGGCUGAGGCUGCUGGCGAAAAAGACAUAGCGUCGCAACUGCGCUCAAUAGUGGAGCACUACAAAAAUGAGGACCCAGUCGGCCUCCCUGGUGCCCCGAUCCCUGACCCAGUCGACGUGCCUGAGUUCAAGUUCAAGGUUCUUACCAUCACCCUGGAAUGCAAAAAGGUCAAAUGUUAUGGAUUAUCUAAGUUCCGUUUUCAACGCAUCAAACUUGACUUGACUGCCCUGCAAGCAGAAGUUGGCGUGAAAAUUGCCGCGCUGGUGAUGAACGGCGAUUACACCACCAAAGGGUUCUUGGCCAACAACCAAGGCCCCUUUACAGUCACGGUGAAAGGGGCGCAAGUCGAGGGCAUUGCGUCCCUUGAGGUCGACCGCCAGGGCCACCUUGAAGCGCAAAAUAUUGAUUUGAACAUGAAAUUUGACUCCAUCAACAUGAAUUUCGAAAAUCUCCGAGGGCCAGUCUUUUACGCUCAGGGAAUUCUCAACAUGAUCAGUAACAUGGUUUUUGAAUCCGUGAAACCUUACAUCUUUUCUGCAAUGAAGGAGAAAAUCCUAGCUGCGAUCAAUCAAAAUAUCGGAAAGCUCCCGCAGACAUUCCCCAAUUCGGUGCCUCCCUUGGACAUUGCCAUCGCGGAAGUGCGUCGGGAAAUCCGGCUUCGCGGCCUUGACCCCUACAUCGUGCAAAACCAAAGCUUGGAUUAUGGUGGAGCCGCUCUCGCCGUCACCCACUUGCAGCUCACAGGUCUUGCGUCCUUCUACAGGGUUGGCGAUGUGUCCAUUGAAGUUGUGAACCACACUGCCAACGCCACCCUCCAGGUUGCAACUCAGCGCCUAAAGGGUGAAUGCAACUGGCAGGCGAGUCUGGGGUGGCUUUCUCGCACUGGUCGAGCCGAGUUCUGGAUCGACUAUCUUCAAGUCAGGGCGAGACUGCUGCAGCCGCUAAACGUGCAGCGCCGCCCGCGGAUAGAGCGCCUGCAAAUGACGGUAGGCAACCUGCAGACCAGGGUCCAAGGCUCCGGCACGCUCGACUACUUGGCUGAAUUCGUGCUGAACGUGUUGCCCAACGUAAUCAGGUACCAGUUGGUGAGUCUGGCCGAAGAGCCCCUGCGGCAGAAGAUCCAGGAUUAUCUAGACAAAGUGGACGUCGAGGAUCUCAUCUUGCAGCAAAUCGCGGAGAUGGAGAAGGAGCAGUUGGAUCAAAACCAGACGGAGAGCGUGCCUCCGGAAAAAAGCGAAACCAUUGACAAGAUUGAGUAUGACGACUAGCCAUGAGAGCGUGUGUUUCGCGACAGACAGACACGAUGCACUCGACGAGAUCGACCGUCUUCACAGCUCAUACACAUAAUAAUUAAUCCUGUCACACUUUUGUCUCUAUUUAUACAAGCGUUAAUAAUUACACAACUGCAGUAAUCGGUCAUGCGGAUCAAACGCGGCACCAUGUUCAGCGUGCGCAAGAGAGAUUGCGGGCAUAUUAUUAAUUGCAUUAAUUGUUAAAGUCACAAUUCAAAAUUAAACUAUUUAAAAUAAAACGAUUGAUCUAAUUAUAA
Molecule: messenger RNA, 1731 nt
Organism: Cloeon dipterum
Lineage: Eukaryota; Metazoa; Arthropoda; Insecta; Ephemeroptera; Baetidae
Exons: 6
Coding region: 74-1450 (458 amino acids)
Molecular function (GO): lipid binding
Source: RefSeq, a predicted model, not a curated record